Carlito syrichta (Philippine tarsier) is the source of this 1767-nucleotide messenger RNA. It is a transcript of the gene DLK1, whose product is annotated as delta like non-canonical Notch ligand 1. The record is from RefSeq and is a predicted model, not a curated record. The transcript has 6 exons. Gene Ontology annotation, molecular function: calcium ion binding; Notch binding. Lineage: Eukaryota; Metazoa; Chordata; Mammalia; Primates; Tarsiidae. The coding region runs from base 1 to 1527 and encodes 508 amino acids.
AUGAGGCUCUUGCUGGGUGUCUUCCUGUGUGCGUGCGUGGCCAUGUGCCUGCUGCACGUCCUGAAGUGGCGCUCGGAGGGGCGUCGCGUGCCGAGAGAGCAGCUGUGGAAAGACGAGGCGAUUCCGGGAGUCUUCUGCAAAAAUGCUCCGGUGCAACUUUGGGGUUCCCGGUGUGCGCGUCCGGGAACGGGCCUCUGGGGCAGCGGGGGUGCUUUGCCGUCGCGGCCCCCAAUUCCCGCUGGGAGCCUAGCCCGAGCCCCCUCCCCCCCCGCGACGCAGUUCUCUAGACUCGAAGUGCCCACUGCGUGCUGGCUGGUGGGACCCAAGAGGGUCAUGGGCUCCCUUGGGGGGGAAGCAGUGGGCUGUAGGGGAGAGAAAACAGCAGGCCUCUCCUUGGUCUGGGGCCUUGUGGGUGAAUUGCGUAACCUUUCUUGUGCCUCAGGGGCUGAAUGCUUCCCGGCUUGCGACCCCCAAAAUGGAUUCUGCGAGGAUGACAAUGUCUGCAGGUGCCAGCCCGGCUGGCAGGGUCCCCUGUGUGACCAAUGCGUGACCUCUCCCGGCUGCGUGAACGGACUCUGUAAGGAACCCUGGCAGUGCAUUUGCCCCGACGGCUGGGAUGGAGAACUCUGUGAUAUAGAUGUUCGGGCUUGCACCUCGACCCCCUGCGCCAACAACGGGACCUGCGUGAACCUUGACGACGGCCACUACGAGUGCUCCUGCGCCCCUGGAUACUCGGGCAAGGACUGUCACAAGAAGGAUGGGCCCUGUGUGAUCAAUGGCUCCCCCUGCCAGCACGGAGGCACCUGCGUGGACGAUGAGGGCCGGGCCUCCCACGCCUCCUGCCUGUGCCCCCCCGGCUUCUCCGGCAACUUCUGCGAGAUCGUGGCCAACAGCUGCACCCCCAACCCGUGCGAGAACGAGGGCGUCUGCACCGACAUUGGGGGCGACUUCCGCUGCCGCUGCCCGGCCGGCUUCAUCGACAAGACCUGCAGCCGCCCGGUGACCAACUGCGCCAGCAGCCCGUGCCAGAACGGGGGCACCUGCCUGCAGCACUCCCAGGUGAGCUACGAGUGUCUGUGCAAGCCCGAGUUCGCAGGCCCCACCUGCGCCAAGAAGCGCGCGCUGAGCCCCCAGCAGGUCACCCGGCUGCCCAGCGGCUACGGGCUGACCUACCGCCUGACCCCCGGGGUGCACGAGCUGCCGGUGCCGCAGCCCGAGCACCGCAUCCUCAAGGUGUCCAUGAAAGAGCUCAACAAGAGUACCCCUCUCCUCACCGAGGGCCAGGCCAUCUGCUUCACCAUCCUGGGCGUGCUCACCAGCCUGGUGGUGCUGGGCACCGUGGGCAUUGUCUUCCUCAACAAGUGCGAGGCCUGGGUGUCCAACCUGCGCUACAAUCACAUGCUGCACAAGAAGAAGAAUCUUCUGCUUCAGUACAACAGCGGCGAAGACCUGGCGGUCAACAUCAUCUUCCCCGAGAAGAUCGACAUGACCACCUUCAGCAAGGAGGCGGGCGACGAGGAGAUCUGAGCGGCGCUGGCACGGGCCCCCCCUAUAGUCUCGGGGUUCCGCAAGCUCACUCUAUGCGGUCUGUCCUAAUCCUUGUGGUGGAGUUUGCUAGCUUUCGUGUCGAAUCUGGUGAACGCUACGCUUACCUAUAUUGUCUUUGUGUGGCUGUGUGACCAGCGCAAUGCUCAAAGAAUCCUUUUUCUCUCUCUUAAUGCAUGACAAGAAAAUAAGAAUAAUAAUAAGAGUUUCAUCUUUAAACAA